CACAGAAAAAAAGCCGUGAUCUGUCACUUAGGCUCCUCUCUCUCGCCCGCCCAGGCCUGCCGAGGAGAGGAGUACGACGGCGGCGUUGAGACAGACUCCGCAGAAGCGGAGGACAUUGACAUCAGCGAGAUCCCAGAAGAGGACUUCCUGUGCGCUCACUCCACCGCUGCAGGAUAUUAUUCAUGGAGGAACCAGGUCCGGGGCUCGAUUUUCAUCAGAAGGCUGUGUGAAAUGUUAGAUCAACACGGCAGGGAUCUGGACCUCGCUAGGAUCCUGACACGGGUCAGUCACUGGGUGGCCCUCAGGUUUGAAUCUGACACAGGUGCCUGGUUGUCUCAUGGGAAAAAACAGAUGCCAUGCAUCAUCUCCAGGCUGACAAGAGACCUUUACUUCAGCGAAUAAAUCACCACUGAAUGUAAUUCUUCCUGCCGGACAUGCCUAAAGGAAACCAGAUUGGAUUUAACACAAUUUAUAUGGACGAGGAAUCAUGUAGGGAUUUUUUAAAGGUUACAGCUACACGCAUUGAAAAAGCGCUUUUCUCUUUUUUUAGUUCUAUCAUAUCCAUCAUAUUUCUCUUCUGUACAGUAUCUACAGGAUCGAAAUAUUCUGCAUAUAGUCUUUCCAUGACCUCAUAUGUUUUUUUUUUUUAUGACUGUUAGUUGUAUUGCAUCUUUAAAGACAAAAUAUUCCUUUCUUAAAAACGUUUGAAAUUACAGCAGGGAUUGUAAAUAGUUCAAGUUUAAACCGCUAUUGUGUGUUUACAACUGGAUUUCUUUCUUAACUAAAAUAUCCUGAAAAAUAAAAUAUUAAAAUACUUACACUAUAAAGUACAUGAAAAC
Lepisosteus oculatus (spotted gar) is the source of this 839-nucleotide messenger RNA. NCBI's taxonomy places the organism in Eukaryota, Metazoa, Chordata, Actinopteri, Semionotiformes, Lepisosteidae. The record is from RefSeq and is a predicted model, not a curated record.